Molecule: messenger RNA, 721 nt
Organism: Cucumis melo (muskmelon)
Lineage: Eukaryota; Viridiplantae; Streptophyta; Magnoliopsida; Cucurbitales; Cucurbitaceae
Product: non-specific lipid transfer protein GPI-anchored 31
Exons: 3
Coding region: 1-537 (178 amino acids)
Biological process (GO): lipid transport
Molecular function (GO): lipid binding
Source: RefSeq, a predicted model, not a curated record
AUGGCCACCACCAACCUUUUUCUCGCUAUCUUCUCUCUUUCAUUCCUCGCACUACAUUUCUCCCCCCUCUCCGCCGCAAAUGACGCCCCAGCCCCGGCGGUCGACUGUUCUAGUCUCAUCCUCAACAUGGCCGACUGUCUCUCUUUCGUUUCCAACGACAGCACCACCACCAAGCCUCAAGGAACCUGCUGUUCCGGCCUCAAGACCGUCCUCAAGGCCGACGCUGACUGUCUUUGCGAAGCCUUCAAGAACAGCGCUCAAUUAGGCGUCGUGCUCAACGUCACUAAAGCCCUCUCUCUCCCUGCUGCUUGCAAAGUCUCCGCUCCCGCUGCUUCUAACUGUAAAUUGUCGAUUUCUCCUGCUUCUUCUCCAGCGGUUACGCCAUCAGCUACGCCAAAAUCAGCGGAGGCAGCGUCGCCCGUUAUGAACGAGCCAACGGGGGCUCCUGCACCUGGAAAGUCGGGAGCGACGGGAGCUUUGGCCUCAGUUGGAUCUGUAAUGGCGGCCAUCGGGGUUGCUCUGUUGUGCAGUGUCUGAUGAUGCGGCGUCGUUUUGAUUGGGAAAAAGGGAAAUGGAAAUUUGUUUAAUGUGUUAUUUUAUUUUAAUUUUCAUGGAAGGGAAUAUUUGUUGGGAGUGUUUGAUUUUGGGUUUCUUUUGUGGGUAUAAUUCGUGGUGUGUGACACAAAAUGCCAUAUUAUAAUAUUCUUUUCUUUUUCACUCA